UAAGGUGCUCAACGAUAAAAAGGCGGGGGAACGGCAAUGAAGAAGAUAAACAAGAGUGAGAAAAAAGAAGCUCACAAAAUAUUCAGGCAUGGCUGCCUCUGCCUCAGCAUCACUCUCAUUCUUCAAUACCACUUUAGCUUCAUCUUCUUCUUCACAACAACUCUUUCAGCCGCCUAACUUCGUCAAUUUCCGCCCACAAACUCUCCCAAUCAUUCAAGCUAAGGCUCACACUCGCCGCGAAGACCGCACUGCCCGCCAUGUUCGUAUUAGGAAGAAGGUAGAAGGGACACCAGAAAGGCCAAGACUCUGUGUUUUCCGCUCCAACAAGCAUCUCUAUGUGCAAGUAAUCGAUGAUACAAAAAUGCACACUCUUGCUUCAGCUUCUACAAUGCAGAAACUUAUAUCAGAGAGCAUUGACUAUUCAUCAGGUCCUACAAUUGAAGUGGCACAGAAGGUAGGUGAAAUAAUUGCCAAAAAUUGUUUGGAGAAAGGAAUAACUAAGGUGGCCUUUGACCGAGGUGGUUACCCUUACCAUGGACGUGUUAAAGCCCUUGCUGAUGCAGCGCGAGAACAUGGCCUUGUAUUCUGAAGUUAAUUGUAACUAAAUUCCCCUUCCCGUGAGAAAAAAUUUUCCCCAGUCUGCUUAGUUUUGCAGCUGCUUUAGCAAAGAAUCGUAGUUGUAAUGUUAAAAUUUUUUUUUUUUUUUUUGGUACACUAAAUGGCAUUUGAAGAAGUAUCAUUGAUGUCAAUGCAUGUAAAAUUUACAUUUGCAAAGAUUGAAGCACGUUUAAUUUUCUUGUCAUGACUACUAAAUA
Molecule: messenger RNA, 815 nt
Organism: Chenopodium quinoa (quinoa)
Lineage: Eukaryota; Viridiplantae; Streptophyta; Magnoliopsida; Caryophyllales; Amaranthaceae
Product: 50S ribosomal protein L18, chloroplastic-like
Exons: 3
Coding region: 89-589 (166 amino acids)
Biological process (GO): translation
Cellular component (GO): ribosome
Molecular function (GO): structural constituent of ribosome; 5S rRNA binding
Source: RefSeq, a predicted model, not a curated record